Ochotona princeps (American pika) is the source of this 1939-nucleotide messenger RNA. It is a transcript of the gene P3H4, whose product is annotated as prolyl 3-hydroxylase family member 4 (inactive). The coding region runs from base 245 to 1567 and encodes 440 amino acids. Gene Ontology annotation, molecular function: collagen binding; protein binding. Gene Ontology annotation, biological process: peptidyl-lysine hydroxylation; collagen fibril organization. Gene Ontology annotation, cellular component: endoplasmic reticulum. The record is from RefSeq and is a predicted model, not a curated record. Lineage: Eukaryota; Metazoa; Chordata; Mammalia; Lagomorpha; Ochotonidae. The transcript has 8 exons.
GGCUCCCCAUCUCUGGUGUGAAACGUUGUCUCAGGCGACCACCCGCCACCUCCCAAGAGCAGGAGAUCGGCUCAACGGAGGGGAGGGGUCAGGACACUCCAGAGCCCCCUCUGCAAAGAAGGGGGCACUCUCCCCAGUGCCCGGCGCUAAGACCCAGCAGGCCCGCCCGCCCCGCGCCUGCCCGUCCGCCCCCGGGGCCGGGCCGCCCUUGGAGCUGGGCAGAAGCUCCGGGCGCGGUGGGGGCAUGGCUCAGGCGGCGUGGGGGCUGCUGUGGCUGCUGUUGGGCAGCGCCGGGGCGCAGUACGAGAAGUACAGCUUCCGCGGCUUCCCGCCCGAGGACCUGAUGCCGCUGGCCGCGGCCUACGGGCACGCGCUGGAGCAGUACGAGGGCGAGAGCUGGCGCGAGAGCGCGCGCUACCUGGAGGCGGCGUUGCGGCUGCACCGGCUGCUGCGCGACAGCGAGGCCUUCUGCCACGCCAACUGCAGCGGCACCGCGGCCACCCGGCCUCCGCCGCCCGAGCCCGACGCCACCGGCGCCCACGACGACUGGGCGCGCGAGCUGCGCCUCUUCGGGCACGUCCUGGAGCGCGCCGCCUGCCUGCGGCGCUGCAAGCGGACGCUGCCCGCCUUCCAGAUGCCCUACCCGCCGCGCCAGCUGCUGCGCGACUUCCAGAGCCGCCUGCCCUACCAGUACCUGCACUACGCGCUCUUCAAGGCCAACCGGCUGGAAAAGGCCGUGGCCGCCGCCUACACUUUUCUCCAGAGGAACCCGAAGCACGAGUUGACCGCCAAAUACCUCAACUACUACCGGGGCAUGCUGGACGUGCCAGACGAGGCCCUCACCGACCUAGAGGCCCAGCCCUAUGAGGCCGUGUUCCUGCGGGCCGUGAAGCUCUACAACAGCGGCGACUUCCGGGGCAGCACGGAGGACAUGGAGCGGGCCCUGGCCGAGUACCUGACCGUAUUUGCCCGCUGCCUGGCCGGCUGCGAGGGGGCCCAUGAGCAAGUGGACUUCAAGGACUUCUACCCAGCCAUCGCAGACCUCUUUGCAGAGUCCUUGCAGUGCAAGGUGGACUGUGAGACCAACUUGACCCCCAAUGUGGGCGGCUACUUCGUGGACAAGUUUGUGGCCACCAUGUAUCACUACCUGCAGUUUGCCUACUAUAAGUUGAACGACGUGCGCCAAGCCGCCCGCAGCGCCGCCAGCUACAUGCUCUUCGAUCCCGGGGACAGCGUCAUGCAGCAGAACCUGGUAUAUUACCGCUUCCACCGUGCGCGCUGGGGCUUGGAGGAGGACGACUUCCGGCCACGUGAGGAAGCUGUGCUCUACUACAACCAGACCUCGGAGCUGCGGGAGCUGCUGGAGUUCACACACAUGUACCUGCAGGCAGACGACGAGAUGGAGCUGGAAGAGCCAGGGCCAUCUCCUGAGGCCGAGGAGCCCCCGUCUGAUGCUGAGUUUGAAGGGGAAGGUGACUAUGAGGAGGGCCUGUACGCCGACUGGUGGCAGGAGCCGGACGCCAAGGGGGAUGAGGCUGAGGCUGAGCCAGAGCCGGAACUAGCCUGAGAAGGACCCCACUUCCCACUGCACCCAAGAUCUUGGGAAGCUUGGGCUCAGCGGCCCCGCCCUCGCCAACCUGGGCAGCAGACAGGAAUAUUUAUUACAAACCUCAAAGGGACGUGGCUGAUCCCGGCCCACCUGUGAGUGUGGCUCCACUCAGGCUGUGUCCUGCCUCGUUGGCGGUGCUGCAGGACACUACGCAGGCUGGAGGGGCUCUGCUCCUCCUCGGAUGGACACUCUCCUGCAGGCGAGGGAUGCAGCCACUGGCUGGAAGCUCAGCGGGAAUUGCAAGGGGACAGGCACACUUGGAGAGCACCACGCCGGAAGUCCAGGGGUCGGGACGCACAGACAGUGGUGCUCAAUAAAGUCUAUUGUCGG